This is a messenger RNA of Mercenaria mercenaria, 1350 nucleotides long. RefSeq names its product neurexin-1-like. The record is from RefSeq and is a predicted model, not a curated record. The transcript has a single exon. Lineage: Eukaryota; Metazoa; Mollusca; Bivalvia; Venerida; Veneridae. The coding region runs from base 493 to 1350 and encodes 285 amino acids.
GUAAUAUCUACUUACUCUACGCUUGCAAAGUUUUCAAUUAUUUUCCGACUGAUUGGAGAAAUUACGAUGCGUUUAUACGAAAAAAUAUCUGUAGUAAUGUAUUAAAUUUUACAUACGUUUUCGUUGCAUCAUUGCAUACAUAUUUUAUCUAUUCUGUAUUGUAUAUUUGCAGUGCAAAUAAAACCACUGAUCGUAGGAAAUGAGUAAAAUUCUUGAGGAUCGGCCUGAGGAAAGAUAGUUUUUCGAAGUAGUUCAAACACAAUACGGAUCAUGGUGUAGAGUUAACUAUGGAUUAGAGAGUGAUCAUUAAAAAACUGAGAAAAAAGUUUUAAUAUAAUGAAAAACAGACGGGUGGAAUUCUGCAGGUGUUGAGUGAUCAUAGGGUGAAAGAUUUCCUACAUUCCAAGGAAUUUAAACCUAUUUUCCGUUUUACCGUUCCGCUUUGAGAUUAUUUUUUUUUAUUCCAGUCGGUUUUUCACAGGAGUGAAAAAAAUGGGGUAUAUACGGAGCAUAGUAUUAAUUUUUCUUAUAGUACCAUUUUUGUCUGUGAUAAAAGUAUCCAAUGCAUUACAUUUCACCAAAACAUCUAGAACGUUUGCGAAAUUUCCAAAAUGGAAUGCAUGUACCAACAGUUCAUUUAGUUUUGAUUUUAAAACUGGUAACAGCAAGGCCCUGCUCAUGUAUACGGAUGAUAACGGUGGCUUUGAUUACGUCGAGUUAAUGGUUCACGGCGGUGCCGUACGUUUACGUAUGAACAUCGUUGACGGACAUGAAGGCAGCAUCGAAAUCACGUUAGGACGUAACGUAAACGACAGACGUUGGCACAGAGUAGAAGUUCAGAGAAACCGUAUGGAAACAACGUUAUAUCUGGAUGAAUUUCAUGAAAGCAGGGUUGCGUUUGGCUCCGACUUCUAUUUUGGAAAUGUUAGCAGAAAUAAUUUUGUAUAUUUUGGUGGGUUACCCCGGAGUUAUAGAAGUACCUUAAGCAAACUAUCAUUGCCCUCGGUUUAUGCUGAGCCGCGCCUUGAAGGAGAUAUACGAAAUGUGAUUUAUGGUAAUUGCUCGUGCCGCCCCGUGCGGGCAGAGAUGCUGGAAGGGGAGUCGAUCUCACGUGUACCUAUGGAAGGAUGCGAAGUGAAGAAUGAGUGUGGUCGAUGCCUGUGUAUAAGCGGGGAUGACGGACCUGGCUGCCAGUGUCUAGGCUUCAGUUGCCCACAGGGUAAGUUUAAUAGUAUAUUAACGUAUAUUGUACCUGCAAAUAGGUCAAAAUCUUGUCGGUGGUUAUAUUUUAGUCUCGUGAGAUGCACUUUUUACUGUGGUAGUCAGUUUCAUAAAAUGUCGAGUAAAUAA